Toxotes jaculatrix (banded archerfish) is the source of this 4763-nucleotide messenger RNA. RefSeq names its product myotubularin related protein 6 (gene mtmr6). The transcript is spliced from 15 exons. The record is from RefSeq and is a predicted model, not a curated record. Gene Ontology annotation, biological process: dephosphorylation. Gene Ontology annotation, cellular component: nuclear envelope. Bases 184 to 2172 code for a protein of 662 amino acids. Gene Ontology annotation, molecular function: phosphatidylinositol-3,5-bisphosphate phosphatase activity. Lineage: Eukaryota; Metazoa; Chordata; Actinopteri; Toxotidae.
GGCAGGACCUUUACGCGGAUGGAGGAGCAAAAUAAUUGACAAUAAAAACAUAUCGUAUGCCUCCGACAAAGUGAAGGCGAUUUGUGCAGCAGUUUCAGCCGUCACAUUAUCAAUGAUACAGUUUUUUCCCCAAGGCGUCGUUUGAAGCUUUGAAGUCGGUGACAGCUGUUUUGAUUCGGAGAAAUGGAGCACAUCCGUACGCCAAAGGUGGAGCAGGUGCGGCUGCUGGAUCGCUUCAGCAACAAAUCCACAAAUGGCACACUGUACCUCACAGCUACACAUCUCAUCUUUGUGGAGAGCAGCUCUAACUCUAACAACUCAACCUCUGCUGGACAGGAGAUCUGGAUUUUGCAUCACCAUAUAGCCUCUGUGGAGAAGCUCUCCCUGACCACCACAGGCUGUCCUCUGGUCAUCCAGUGUCGUAACUUCAGGGUAGUUCAUUUUGUGGUACAGAGAGAAAGAGACUGCCACGAUAUCUACAGCUCACUUCUGCGUCUUCUACGGCCUGUAUCCUAUGAGGAGCUCUAUGCUUUCUCCUACAACCCCAAACAGAAUGACCAACAGAGAGAGGAAGGAUGGCAGCUCAUCGACCUGGGGGCGGAGUUUGAGAGGAUGGGCGUCCCCUGCGACCAAUGGCAGCUCACAGAUGUUAACAGAGACUAUAAGGUGUGUGAGACAUAUCCACGGGAUCUGUAUGUUCCCAUCACAGCCAGUAAGCCUAUCAUCGUGGGGAGUUCCAAGUUCAGAAGCAAAGGACGCUUUCCCGUACUCACAUACUUCUACCAGGAGAAAAAGGCAGCAGUGUGUCGAUGCAGUCAGCCUCUCUCUGGGUUCAGUGCACGAUGCUUAGAGGACGAGAGCAUGCUGCAGGCCAUUAGCAAAGCCAAUCACAACAGCCGAUUCGUCUAUGUCAUGGAUACAAGGCCAAAGUUGAAUGCACUAGCUAACCGAGCAGCAGGUAAAGGCUAUGAGAACGAAGACAACUACUCCAACAUCCGCUUCCAGUUUGUUGGUAUCGAAAACAUCCAUGUAAUGAGGUCCAGCCUGCAGAAACUGAUAGAAGUGAUCGGGACUCGGUCUCUCUCCAUGAGUGACUAUUUGGUUGGCCUGGAGAACAGUGGCUGGCUCCGGCAUAUCAAGGCCGUUGUUGAUGCAGCUAUCUUUCUCGCCAAGGCGGUGGCAGUGGAAGGAGCCAGUGUAUUGGUUCAUUGUUCAGACGGAUGGGACAGAACGGCCCAAGUCUGCUCCCUGGGGGCAUUGCUCAUGGACCCUUACUAUCGUACCAUCAAGGGCUUCAUGGUACUGAUAGAAAAAGACUGGAUCUCCUUUGGUCACAAGUUUGCUGACAGGUGUGACCAGCUGGAUGGGGAUCCAAAGGAGGUGUCUCCUAUCUUCACUCAGUUCCUGGAGUGUGUCUGGCAGCUGACGGAGCAGUUCCCACAGGCAUUUGAGUUCAGUGAGUGGUUCCUGCUGCAGAUCCAUGAACACGUCCACUCCUGUCAAUAUGGAAACUUCCUUGGCAACAAUCAGAGACAGAGAGAGGAGUUACAGCUCAGAGAGCGGACGCACUCACUGUGGGCAUUUCUAAUGAGCGAAAAACAGAACUACUUGAAUCCAUUCUACAGCCCUGCAUACUCUGAGGCACACCCUGUGUUGGAGCCUUCCACCCUGCCAUAUCAUUUCAAGUUCUGGAGGAACAUGUACCACCAGUUUGAUCGGUCCAUGCACCCACGUCAAUCCAUCCUUAAAACUGUUCUGACUCUGAGAGAGAACAGCCGCAAGGCAGAGAGCACGUUGCAAGCACUGGAGACUAGGCUCCAACAGCUCGGUAUGACCCCUGUUACAACCUUUGAACUGCCUGCGCCGCCCCCCACCAGAGAUCAGCGAUCCAACUCUAACUCUCUCCCGCCACGUCCCGACUCCCUCAUUCUGGGGGCACCCAUCAACCACAAAGAAGUGCAGCGGCGGGUGGAGGAGGAGAAUGAGCAAGAGGAGGUGGGCGAGGAGGCAUCGGAGAGCACCGACACGGAGCGGACGGUAGAGGGCAGCAGUGGCACCGAGAGCAGGAAGCAGAGCUAUGGCGAGCUGGAAGGGACAUACAACAAGGAUCUGGCCAAAGAAGAGCCAGCUGUUGUCAGUCUGGAGUUCGGAGUGGCACGCAUGACUUUCUGAGACCAAAUAGUGGUAUUCUGGGAUACUUAGGGGACAGGUGUGACUCAGAGCUUACUGAAAGUGUGUGCAUGUCAAGGGGAAGCUGUCGUUCUGUAUGCGAUUACGUGCUGAUUACGCAGUGGUCCUGAAUGGGCCGAGUGGAUGAAGUUGUAUGUCUGUAUAGUCUCUAAAUCUCUAUGGAAAGCCUCAUUAUUAUGUCAUAUAUCACACCUAUAAGAAAAAAAUGUUUGUUUUUUUUAAUGAAUGUUGAAACGCACUAUAGGGAGGUAAUGAAUAGAAAAAGAGAAUAAAUUCAUCCAAAAAAAUGGUGGUUCUUCCAGUUUGUUUCUAAUUCAUUUUUGAAAAUAAAUGAACCUGAUAGUGCAAGCAAAUGGUCACAUUUCUCAAUAUGAAAACCUGCACAAAAUCUAAUUUUUUUUUGGCACCACACAUUUUUCAUCUCAUCCAAAGGCUUGAAUCCAAAGUAAUCCGAAUGUUGCGUAUGACUUAGGCUGAUUUGGCUCUGAUUGGACAGGCUGAAAAAAAAAUAAAACAUCACAUUCUACAUCAUUAAAGAUAAUCUACCACUGUAAGUUACCAAAAUUUGCCAAAAUUUGGCAACUAUGCCACUAACUAUCUGACUAAAUAUAAAGUUAGAUUUGUUUUUCUAAGUAGUCAGCAGUUGUUUCACUUAUUUAACUAUUAACGUGACAACGGACCAGGGACAGCUGUCAACUGUCGUCUUAAUUGAUCGUUUAAUCCUAUUUCACCUCUCACAUUGAUCAGAUAAUCUGACUUCCUAACGCACAUUGAUCGCAAAAUCCUGUUGGUCUUGUCUGUCUGCCAUGUCCGUGACUUACGAUUUAUGACAGCUGACCGUGAACACGGGGUCACUGUCACACAUACACUGAGAAUAGGUUCAAAGUUCUCAGUAAGGACAAUGUGUUUGUUUUUCUAAGUAUUGUCAAAUGCAAAACAUGAUUGCUAAUACAUGCUUUUUCUUUAAUAUUCUUUUAGGUGUUCUGAGGAUCAUCUAAAAUGCCAACGCUGGAUGCUGAGAUACUUUUGGGAUAAGUACAUCAAGAUAAAAUUAUUAUUAAUGUAGAAAUGCCCUGUCUUGGAACAAGAGUUUAUUAUACACCCUUAUUUUAACUGGGCUAUGUUUACUGCCCUGGGGAUGUAGCAUGUGAAAUUUAGGCCACAAGUUCACAUUUAUUUUUGAGCCAGACUGCUUGUUUUGGGCCAGAGACCAUAAUAAUUCUGUAUUAAUUCCAGACUAAGGUUGUAAGUUCACUUCAUACCAGAGCUCAGAAAGGAUUUGAUCUUCACUGGAUUUGAUUUACUGUACAAGCAAAUAUUUUCUUCAAUCAAGUCGCCACAGGAGGGCAAGAUGGAGGGUAAUGUUAGGGAAAGCAGUUUAUGUGGGGUGCGUGUUUCUUUGCUAUGCAAAUUCAUGACUAUGUACGUCUCUCUUGUUUGUACGUUGCUUUACAUGCCACUCAAGGCAACUCUGUUGACUCUGCUGUGCUUUAUCCAGCCUGUGUGUGUAUUAAAUACUUAACGGAAUUUGUGCUUAGAGCUUUGGCAGUGAACUUCCACCCUGAACACCACUCUUCGCCCUUUUUCACAUACUGUAGAAACAAAUGAAGUUUUGUACUUACACACACGAACACAUUCACACAGCCACAAACUGAUCACUGGUCUCAAUUUAAAUUCCUAUCUUACAGUGUAAAGGUUAAUUUCAUAAUGUUGCUUGAAUAUGUGUUCAUUUGUAUAACAUUAAUAGAGUCAUUCAAAGUACACUUUGCAACAUCAAAGCAUUAUUUACUGUAGGAUAUUCUGGAGUAUGUGACACUGUGUCACAGCUCUGAGUUAAGGCUCUCUUCCUGUAGCCUACUUGUGCGUGUUAUCUCACAUUAAACAUUGAGAAGUCUCUUCCAGAGACAAGAUGCCGAGGGCUCUCCCAGGGUUCUGAAUCAUUCAGAUGUGUACUGCACGCUAUGCUGGUAGAACACCCCUGACGACAAGGAGGGAACACUGGACUUACACUCAACCUAAGCACAUCCAGUGCUCAUGUAGAACAUCCAUAGGUACACAUAAGUAUGCAUACUAUACACACACACACACACACAGAUGUUGUACAUGCAGGUUGUAGGUGUCCAUGUGUGUGGGUUUGUCUUGUAAAAAAAGGUUUGUGUGGGUCUCUCUUUCCCUAGGCAAUCUGACUAAAAUCCCCUACCUGCUCAUAAUUCACUCAUUUUCCCUGACAUCAGUGUAAACUGUUCGACGAUUAUACCGAUCUUGAGGUGGAUUUCCAGUCAAGACAUGAUGAUUGCUAUUUAUAAUCAGGGCCUCUCAAUUCUGGAAGUUCCUGUCCGACGUGCUGAGCCUUGCAGAACAAGUGACAUGUUUUAAAUCACUUCUUGAAGCAUAUCUUUUCAAAAAAAAAGCCUUUUCCUAAGUCAUCAUUCCAAUAUUUGUUAUAUUUAUAUAUAUAUUUGACCAUUCACCAUUUUAUUGUAAUUUGUUUUAGUAUUUAUUUUUAUUGUUGUCAUUCUCUGUACUUUUAAUAGCCUGAUUCUAGCUCAUUGCUCUAAUUUUUUUUUUUGCCU